CGAUGAUGCCGCCUCGGUGCUGAUUCAGGGUGCGACUGCUGGAGGCAGAGCGAGGAGACGCUGACGGACAAGUGACAGGCCGGGCUGAACAUCUUGAUGGUGGUAAUAAGAUAAACGGAAACAGAACCAAACCAAGGCCGAGAUGGAAUUACGCAUGGGAUUCAGGAUCACUUUGCUCUCGGUCAUCCUGGCGUUGACUCUUUCCGGCGAGAGGGUGGAAGCUCAGAGAGCAGGAUGUAAAAAUGUCCACUACGACUUGGCGUUUAUCCUGGAUACAUCUUCCAGUGUUGGAAAGGAGAAUUUUGAGAAGAUCAGGCAAUGGGUGGCCAACAUUGUCGAGUCUUUCGACGUGGCACCGGACAAGACAAGAGUCGCCGUGGUUCGCUACAGCGACAGACCCACCAUCGAGUUCACCCUGGGGAAACACGGGACCCUGGAGGAUGUGAAACGAGCUGCCCGCAACAUACGCUACCUGGGGGGAAAUACAAUGACCGGGGAUGCUAUCGGCUACACCACCGCCAACAUCUUCACCGAGCGCAACGGAGCCCGGCCGACGGCCCGAGGCAUUCAGAGGGUGGCCAUCCUCCUCACGGAUGGCCGAAGCCAGGAUUAUGUUCUGGAGCCCUCCAAGGCGGCCGCCAAAGCCGGCAUCAGGUUGUUUGCCGUGGGCAUCGGGGAGGCGCUGAAGGUGGAGCUGGAGGAGAUCGCGGCCGAGCCAAAGAGUGCCCACGUCUUCCACGUGACGGACUUCAACGCCAUUGACAAGAUCAGAGGCAGGCUGAGGAGGAGGCUGUGCGAGAAUGUCUUGUGUCCGAACAUGAAGGUCCAACCUGAUCGGUUUAAGCCCAACAGCACCAGCUAUGGUCUUGACGAGGUUCCAGGGUUCGACCUGAUGGAGCACUUCCACGUGAGAGAUAUUCUGGGAGCCAGAGAGGACGAAGGCCAAAGUUCCUACGUUCGCCUCGGCGCCAUGCCCAUCGUACAGCAAACGGAGGAUGUGUUUCCUCAAGGGUUGCCAGACGAAUACGCCUUCGUGACGACGUUCAAAUUCAGGAAGACCUCAAAACGCGAAGAUUGGUACCUCUGGCAGGUUUAUGACAAAUAUGGAAUCCCGCAGGUGUCCAUCCGAUUGGACGGCGAGAACAAGGGGGUGGAGUACAACGCCGUCGGCCUGACGAAAGACGCCGUCCGAGCCGUGUUCAAGAACCCCGAAGUCGACAACCUGUUUGACCGCAACUGGCACAAGAUCGCCCUCAGCGUGGAGGCCAAGUCCGUGUCUCUGUACCUGGACUGCAAGCACAUCCAGACUCUGCCCAUCGGAGACCGGGAGGACAUCGACAUCCAGGGGAAGACGGUGAUCGGGAAGCGACUGUACGAUAGCGUGCCAAUCGAUUUUGACCUCCAGAGGAUGAUGGUGUACUGCGAUUCCAAGCAUGCGGAGCUGGAAACCUGCUGUGACAUACCCAAUGGACCUUGCCCCAAGAAGGUCGUUACGGAGGCCCCGCCUGUGGAAAUCCCCGCUCCGACACCGAAGACCGUGGAGCAACAACGAGGCCCUCAAGUGAACUGUUCCUGCCCUGCAGGAGAUACGGGAGCGAUGGGUGCGCCCGGUGUCGCAGGUCCUAAGGGUGGAAAGGGUGACACCGGCCCUAAGGGCGCCGUCGGAGCGCCGGGAAUCAGAGCGGAAAAAGGAGAAAUUGGCAAAGUAAUCUCUGUCAAAGGUGACAGAGGUGCGAAGGGUGACACGGGCAGCAUAGGGUUGACAGGUGCUCCUGGACCAAAAGGAGAGAAGGGACUCGGAGGCGUGCCGGGCAUCGACGGCUUAUCCGGAUACAAAGGAGACAGAGGGGAAGCAGGACUGCCUGGUGGUUCAGGGCUGCCAGGUGUAGCUGGACAGAAGGGAAUUCAAGGGGACGAAGGCGUUUCUGGCACCCCGGGUCCGAAAGGUGUCACCGGUGAAUCAGGUGGGAAAGGUGAAAAGGGAACUUCGGGAGACAAGGGCCAGGCGGGUUUUGAUGGAUUACCUGGCAAACCCGGAGUUCAUGGGAAAGAUGGUUUGAGAGGACUGGCUGGUGCAUCCGGGCCCAGCGGAAUCAAAGGCAUCAAGGGGGAGAGAGGCCUCGCCGGAUUACCUGGGGAUGUGUUUCAAAAGGAAGGCUUGCGGGGUGAUAAGGGAGACGCUGGACCUCCUGGGCCUUCGGGGCCCGAGGGCCCCCAGGGGCCUCAAGGUGCUCCGGGUCAUCAGGGUCUACCCGGGGAACCGGGAGAGUUCGGCCAGAGGGGUAAAAAAGGUGAAAGUGGAUUACACGGAGUGGACGGCCUUCCUGGACCCCCUGGUCUUCUAGGUCCAUCUGGGUCACCUGGAAAACAAGGACACACCGGACCUCCUGGUCUGCCUGGUGAAAUUGGAUUUUCAGGCAAACACGGAGAGGCUGGAAAGCCUGGUCUCCCCGGCAAAGACGGUCUGGACGGCCUUCCUGGAAACGACGGCGCUUUGGGGCCCCGAGGAGAGCGCGGAGCGGAGGGCUUUUCAGGCAAGCCCGGAACUAAGGGUGACGAUGGGCCUCCCGGACCAAGAGGGCCUCCAGGGGAUAGAGGCGAGCCCGGUUCCUCCGGUCAAACUGGUGGGGACGGAGUGCGCGGGGACAGGGGGGUCCCGGGAGAAAGAGGACAGGAUGGAUCACUUGGACCAAAAGGGGAGAAGGGAGACAAGGGCGAAGUGGGAGUCAGGGGACUACCUGGCAUUCCAGGAAAUGUGGCCAAUGUCAUCCCCGAGCCCGGUGAACCCGGAAUGCCCGGAGAGAAAGGAGCAAAGGGGGAUCAAGGGAACCAAGGAGAGAUUGGUCAAAGAGGGUUACCUGGUGAACAAGGCUUCAAGGGACCAGCCGGACUAGCGGGUCCGAAAGGUGACGCUGGACUAACGGGAGAGACGGGACGUGUUGGACACCCCGGUCCACCCGGCAUAGCCGGUUCUCAAGGUGCUCGCGGAUUACCGGGGAACGUGGGCAUCCCGGGGAUCAUUGGGCCUCCCGCUCCGCCCGGACAGAGAGGAGACACGGGCGAAGCAGGUAAACCAGGACAAUCGGGACCCCCGGGCCCACCCGGAUAUGGCGGUUUGACUGGACCCCCCGGACCACCGGGAAAGGGCAAAGAUGGGCAAACUGGGGAUCAAGGACCUCAAGGAAUCCAAGGACCCCCAGGACUAAAGGGCCAAACGGGUGCUCGGGGAGAAAAAGGGUCACCCGGAGAACGGGGCCCCGCAGGAGACGGCAAAGUGGGACAACCGGGACCUUCGGGAAAUAACGGAGACCCGGGACCUUCGGGCAUCAGGGGUCUGCCGGGAGUCGCCGGUCUUCAGGGCCCAGCAGGCCACAACGGUUUAACGGGAAGGCCGGGAGACAAGGGGUCGCCAGGAGAUCCUGGAAAGAACGCCGACCUCUCUGACCUCAACCUGAAGGAUGUUUGCUCCGACUGCCCAGCGGGUCCACCCGGACUGCCCGGUCUCCCGGGAGUCCCCGGGGAUAAAGGACCCCUGGGACCUCAGGGGAAGAACGGUCAAGACGGUUACCAAGGCCCGUCGGGAACAGCCGGAGCUCAAGGGCCCCCUGGAGCCGACGGAGCAAAGGGUAUUAAAGGGGAUCGAGGACCCCCAGGAGGCCCGGGAGACAAAGGAGAAAAGGGUCACACAGGACCCCCUGGCCAUCCGGGUACCGCUGGCUUAAUGGGCACGCCUGGUAACGACGGACAGCCUGGCCCCAUCGGCCCCCCGGGGUCCCCUGGAGAAAAGGGCAAAGAGGGUCUCAAGGGAAUCCAGGGACCACCGGGUCUUCCCGGCUUGAUCGGUCAACCCGGGAAAAUGGGAAAAGAUGGCGGUCCAGGUGAACCAGGAGAGUCUGGCAAGCAAGGUGAGCCAGGACCACUAGGAAACCCGGGGCUGAGGGGACUCCCGGGCUUCAAGGGCCACAGAGGAGAAUCUGGUGCUCCGGGACCUAAGGGAGAAGAUGGAAAGCCUGGAUCGUCCGGGCGAGAUGGGAAACCUGGGAAAGAGGGCUCUAUGGGACCUCCAGGCAGAGAAGGGCUGAGUGGACCAAGAGGAGAGUCGGGAAAGCAAGGUGAACCGGGGCCAUCGGGAAAAGCAGGCCUCCCUGGAACGCCAGGUCUUAGAGGAGACAAGGGAGAGGCCGGCAACCCAGGAUUACCAGGCUUUAGUGGGCCUAAGGGCCCCGCGGGUCCGUUUGGUCCAAUCGGCCCAGAAGGUAAACAGGGGAUGCCAGGCAGAGUGGGUGAUCGUGGCCUCAGAGGAGACAAGGGAGAUUCGGGCGUGAAGGGAGAUAAAGGACAAUCAGGAGAUCCAGGUAUGCCUGGAAACCCUGGACCCUCUGGCCGGAAGGGCCACACGGGGAUGAUGGGCAUGUCUGGACCAACAGGAGAGGUCGGAGCUCCGGGCCCUCAAGGACCUUCGGGGAAUCCUGGUAUUCCAGGCCAAAGAGGAGAGUCGGUGUCACUGGAGCAGAUGAGGCGACUCAUCCAGGAGGAGCUGGCCAAACAAUUAGAUGCCAAAAUGGCUUACCUCAUGGCUCAGAUCCAGCCGGCCCACGUGAAGAGUACAGCAGGCCGCCCGGGACCUCCAGGCUCUUCGGGUAAGGACGGCAAUUCUGGACGACCCGGACCCCCCGGAGAGCCUGGUAUGCCCGGACAAAAUGGCGGAGAAGGAUCCAGGGGACCCUUGGGCCCUAAAGGCGACAAAGGAACGAGAGGAGAAAAGGGAGAACCCGGUGUCGGCGACAGAGGAGAGCAAGGACCCUCUGGCCCGAUAGGUCCAGCCGGUCUGCCCGGAUACGGUAAAGACGGAGGCCCGGGGCAAGCUGGAGCCCAGGGAGAACCGGGAAACCCCGGCCCCCACGGUCAAACCGGACCUCCGGGCCCCACUGGGCAAUGCGACCCCACCCAGUGCGCCUACUACGCCAGCCUGGCGCAAAGACCCCACACCAAAAAUUUCAAGGGGACCUAA
This is a messenger RNA of Cyclopterus lumpus (lumpfish), 5011 nucleotides long. RefSeq names its product collagen, type XXII, alpha 1 (gene col22a1). The coding region runs from base 143 to 5011 and encodes 1622 amino acids. The record is from RefSeq and is a predicted model, not a curated record. The transcript has 65 exons. Lineage: Eukaryota; Metazoa; Chordata; Actinopteri; Perciformes; Cyclopteridae.